This is a messenger RNA of Bombus huntii, 2932 nucleotides long. RefSeq names its product protein pinocchio (gene Pino). The transcript has 6 exons. Lineage: Eukaryota; Metazoa; Arthropoda; Insecta; Hymenoptera; Apidae. Bases 16 to 786 code for a protein of 256 amino acids. The record is from RefSeq and is a predicted model, not a curated record.
CCAUAUUCAUGUCACAUGCGACAUUAUCGAUACCGAUAUAGUAGAGGCACAGACGUAGUAAAUGGUAGAGAUUUGAAUCUUCAAAUUGAAACGUUGUCACUGUUGUCAGUCAACCAUCAACCAUCGGUUCGUACGGUUUGUAAAAGAUCGAAGCAUUCUGGUGUUCAAAGUUCGUUGCGUGUUUUCGAAAUUAUGGAGAACAGAAUGACGGAAUUUGAGGAAAACGUGUCCUUCGAUAUCGAUGACCCGGACUUUGCACCGACGAAUCCUCCUACUAUUCCUCAUAAUGUUCUUCACAGCGUACAAUUCACCGAUAUUACAUUCGGCGUUAAUAAAUUUGUAACGCAUCAAAAUAACAACAUGUCUGUAACCACAUCCGUGCAACCAGCUACUGAGAGUCUUUCUCGCCACGGAAGCAAUAUCUCCUUAUCCUGCCAUAGUUCAUGCGGGAGCGUCGACGAUGGCCUCCAAGGAUCUCAUCCUCAGUAUCAAGACACGAUCCUUACGAUUGAGGAACUUCGUGCUCAACUGAACUCCUGCUUCACAUGUGGGGUUUCGUGGAGCGAAGAACAUGUCUCUCUGGACUGCAGCGAAUGCGGUGGCUAUUCCCUUCAGCGGCCGUGUCCACUCUGUGACGGACGUUGUCGCACCUCGUGGAAACGCGAUCUUACUAUGUCGCACGCCAGUGGUAAAGCAAGAUGGAUUGGUGAAUGUGGAUUAAGUUGCGGUCCUUCCAUCGAGGAGCCAUUGGUGCCCGCGUUGGAAAAACUACGAGCCACAUCGUGAACGAUGUUCAGCAGCAAAUGCAUAGAAAGACGUCGUCGUGUACCGUCAACCAUGCACAAGACUUAAUCCAUCACCAUUCAUAUAGCGUCACCCCACCACCAUUGUGCGAGUCGGAAAUGUGUGAAUGUGGAUUUUGGAUGUAUAAAUGAUACAUUAUGUUCCUGAGGAGCGAGAACGGAACGGACAACAUCGAACAAUGAAACCCGUUCUUCUUCCAUGGCUUCAUGUUUGAUGAUGCAUUACCAUGAAUGGUCGAUUAGCGAAGAAUCUUCUGAGAGCUUAAGCAAAGAUCACCAUCUUCAUCGUCAUCGUGAAUUCAAGAAACAUUUGGGUUUAAAAAGGCGAAGAACUACUGCGUGGAAUUUUCGCUGCUGACGAUUGCUUCUUGAUAGAUCAAGAAAUAUGAUACAAUACCACGUUCGAUCUCUUUGUAUUACUAGAAAUUUUGAAUCGCAUUUCAUUGGGAAUAUGUAUUAGCCGCUGAAACUUUAAUUGAAUUAAUAGUUAAAAUGAUUUCGCCUCUCAGAAACAAUUGACCGACAAAUUGAUACAGCUGUGUGCUUUUAGAAGAAUUAAUCAGGGCUGUAAUUACAUUUCGUUGAUAGCGGUCGGUUAGCGGAUAUCCUCGUUAAUCGAUAAAUAUUGGUGCAACGUUGUUUGAAUUCAGUACAUAAGUUUUUAUAUAUCUUUCACUACAAUGAAAUGCUGCUAUAUUUUGGCAAAAGUAGCGAGAAAAUACUUAUCCAAAAUGGUAGUAGAGCGUGAAUAAGUAGUUCCAAAAUGCGCGCGCAUGCGUGUGUAUUACGGUUUUACGAAUCUGCAAUAAGUAUUUUCACGCUUAGUUUGUGACGAAAAAUUACACUUUAGACUUUUCUUUAUUAGCUACUGUAAAUUUGGUCUCGAAAACACAACUUUCGAGGUUUAAGUACCAUUUUACGAGAUUAUAAAGCAAAAUGAAUUUCUGUUAUUAGAUCAAUUUGUAAAAAGAUAGUAUCUUGGAUCAGUGUAGUUUAAAAGAUAUGAAACGAGAAGAUUAAUAUCUGAAAGAAUGGCAUAUGUAUUUAUUAUUAGAUUUACGGAAUCAAAAUUAGGAGUUAAAUUUUAAUUGAAAGCUGGGUAAACUAUAUCUUUUUCGAAAACAACAUACAUUAUAUUCAAAUAAUUGCUUGAUAAUUAAGAGGAACUUGCAAUAUAACGCGCAAGAAGAGUUUAACUAAAAUUUGAAGACGUAUUAACUUCAGACAAAAUUAAUUAACCGAAUCCAUAACCUCACAUCAAUCUAACAUCAUAGACCUAUACCAUUAAAUUAUAAAUGGAAGCUUUCUAUUGUAUACGAUGGAAAUACGUACAGAGUGGUAAAAGAUUGAUUUCAUAGAGACAUAGAAACUUCGGUAUAUUAUACUAAAUAUAAUACGUCUUCAUUUGCGAUUGCACUCUUAAAUGUUGGUGCUAAGUGCCAAGAAACACAAAAAUUAAUCUAAGAAGCAGAACUGCGAAAAAAUCAAUCAAUAUAGAAAGCUAGUAAACGUGAAUUAAACUUCUUUUUAUGAGUUAAAAAUAUACCGCGUUUCCAAUGGAAAAAUUUCCGACUUUAAAUAACCAUAUGUACAACAAUUUUAUUGUAAAAUACGAUUUUAGAUUUGUCAAGUUAAAAGUAGCUAAAUCAUACGUCACUCUCUACUAUUUUCCACGUAAUAAUAUGUUUCUACUCCGUUUUAGCUAAAUAAUGUAUAUGUAGCUUAUAUGAAAAAAACGAUCAAAGAGAAGCAUUUAUGUUGGUGCCAAUAAUUUUAUUGAAUUUAUACCAUUUCAUUCAUUUCUUAAACCGUUCACCGAAAUGUUUUUAAUAUUAAUUUUCGUGAAAUAAUUGUAUAAUUUAUGCACGAUUCAUUUCUGAACAUAUCUGUAUAUUUCUUGACAGUGUAAUAUUUCGUAUGUGAGAACAUGUUCAUCAAGUCCAUGCUCAUUUAUAUUAAACUAUAACUCGUGAACAUUUUCUGAAGUAUUAGCCUAGCUGCAGGCUUUAGUUUAAUGCUUUAGAAAAAACGUUUGGUAGCAAUUUUUAUUUAAUCAAUAAAAUUCUUAUUUAUGACCAAAACAUUAAAAUUAUUAUUAUGGGUUUAAUAAACGAUAUUCGUCAAAAAAA